Messenger RNA from Culicoides brevitarsis, 2887 nucleotides. RefSeq lists its product as uncharacterized. The transcript has 5 exons. Bases 6 to 2483 code for a protein of 825 amino acids. The record is from RefSeq and is a predicted model, not a curated record. NCBI's taxonomy places the organism in Eukaryota, Metazoa, Arthropoda, Insecta, Diptera, Ceratopogonidae.
UCACAAUGCACGGAUAUCCUGUAAUGCAAGUGGUUCAGUAUAGCAUGCCGCCGCCAUGCAAUUAUCUUGAGCCAUAUAGGCCUCCAUCAACGGUACCUCACACAUCCGGAGUCCGAAAAUACGUUAUUUGGUGUUUGAUUUGCGGAGGCACAUCCUUGCUGCUGGGUCUGCUAUUUUUAGCUGUUUACUUUUUAAUUAGAUCCUACACGAGUACAGUAAGCUACUUUGAAACGGUGCCUAGUUUUGUUCCGGCAACUUUGUUGAUUUUGACCGGACUUUGUAUCAUGAGUUUAGCUCGUCGGCGGAAUCGUUACAGUUAUCUCAUAAAGUUAUCGGGUGCAUUUGGUUUAGCAUCUGCACUCACAUGUGCCUUGGUGACUGUGACAACGACAGUUCUUCACAUGAGUCGCCUACAGUCGUUGCGUGAAUGCGAAUACCAACAAAAGACACGUACCUGCACUUGUUACACGCAACCACAAUCGGAUAAUUUAGUAACGGAAGAUCCGGGCAUUCGCUUUGUGUUUGACUCUACCACGGAUUGUGACGUAGUGCACGGUGCACUGUACUCGUGUUUGCGGGCUGUUUUCGGAUUAUCUGUUGCCGGAGUGCUCGUGGCUGUUUUUAGUUGCAUGUUGGUUUAUCAACUGCUGAGUCACGAAAGAAAAAAGAUGUAUUGGGAGCAACUUGAGCUGCGAUGUCGUUCAUUAUAUUCAACUCAACCUCCGCCUUCUGCAAUUUCAACUGUUGGUCCCAUCAUCGGAACUCCUCGAAACACCGCUUGUCGUUGCUGCGAACAAUGCCACGCUCACAGAAACGCGAUGGCAGCAACAGCUACUUACCCAUGGGAUGGCGACACUCGUUUUUGGCUUCCGGGGCAAGCUGGGAACUUUUAUUCGCCCAAUCCGGGCAGCGAAGAGCAUCAUUUAGCAACAGGACAACGUCCUGUUCGUAACAACAAUCGCGCGCCGGGAUGGAGUUGGCCCAGAAUGCCAUGGCAACGAACCAACGACUCACAACGCGGCGCUUUUCGUCAAACGCCAUCUUCGCCAGAUUCGCAAUACGGAUUUUCGAACAAUACCGAUGCGAAUGUCGCAACUGGCACCGCAAUGACAACCGUUCAAUCGAACUAUACUUUAAUUAAUGCUCCUUAUGGGGUUUGGGGUCCUCCGCCGCCAUACAGCGAUCCCAAUAGCCCCGCACGAAGAAUCACGAACAACGGGCGUUAUCAAUACAUAACUCCCGUACCGAUGCAAUGCCCGCCAACUACAGUAUUAAUUCAAGGCGAAAUGCAAGUUCAAAGUGUACAAAAUGUCGUUCAAGCGAUUGAACAUCAUCCUCGUUCGGUAGCGGAAACAUCCCCAUAUAAUCCGUCCUCGCAAAUCCCAACACAAGCUGUGCCCCAAACUUUACGUAAACAACGCAAAAAAGACGCGCCAGAAAAUAAUGCGCCAUCUGACAGCGAUGGCCCAGCGCGCGACAAAUUUUCAAACACACUCCCAGUGCGCAAAGUGAAGAAACGUCACGUCGAUCAUGGUGUCAAAAGUAUUUCAGGGGCGAAUGCUGCUCAACGUGUCAAUGUUCAGGAAAUCUUUAGACCUCAAAGUACCGUAAUCGAAAACGAGUAUAACGAACCAAACGUUGUCGCCGGAACAAGUACUCGAACUGAAGAAACCCCAAUGCAAAUUCGACAAAGUCGACGCGCCAAAAUGUCACAACAAAACAAAGGCGUCGAAAAUACAGGAUUUCAAGAAGUUAACCCUGAAGAUCAUACAAAGCAGGAACAACGUAACGAAGUAGCAGAAUCUGAAGUAUAUUUUGGCGAUGUUAGUAGUUGUUGUAACAUUUCCGUGCAAAAUGACAACUUUUACGACGACAAUAGUAGCAAUUCACAUCGAAAGCGUUCCACGCCAAACACUUCUUCUUCCGACAAAUCUUUCACGAAAGAAGAUGAUGAUUACUUAGCACAGCGUUUUGGUAAACGAGAACCUUCUGUGAGAAGUCGAUUACCUUUCCCGCAAAUUCCUGAACUCUAUGAUCCCUCACCUGUUGUGUCGCCUCGAACGUCACUAAUCCCCAAAGACAAUUCGCGACAAAGUAUGUGUUCCGUCGACUCAUCAACUGGCGACAAGACAGAUUAUACAGAUUUGUCGCCAGCAACUCCCAUGAAUCCUCCGUAUCCAACGGAACAAAGUCCCUUUGUUGCUUCAUCAUUUCCUUACUCCUCAAGCGAAAGUCAGGAAGCUCACAAACGUCUCACCAAAAAUCUACCCGAAGUAUUUCUCAAUGACAAAGAUACGUCGCCAUUGACAAUGAUCAAUUAUGACAGUGCAUCGCCAACCUUUAAUUACGCACCGAAUGCCUCAAGUUCGAGAUCGCCGAAAAAUUUCAAGAUGGCGAUGCCUCAGAGAUCUCAUCGCAACGAAAGCGCCGACAAAUCCGCGGAACAGCAAAGUUGGCAGGAACAACACGAUAGAAGAUUGUGAAAUGAAGUUUAUGUUUAGUUAAAGAAAAAUGUAAAUAAAUUUAGAGGUUAAUGCUAGCUUUGACAGAAUUUUGAACAAAAAAAGUACCGCGAGCUUAAAUUAAUUAAUAAUAGAAAUUUGCAUAUUAGAGUAGCUUCUAAAAUACAAGAAAAAAUUAUUAUAAAGUUACUGUUUAAGCAUAGAUAAAAGUAUUCCGAGGUCUGGAGUGAAGAAGCGACGACCUCUCACAUAUCCAAAAUGUAUUGAACGUGUAGUUGACCCGGCCUAUAAAGACUGUUAGAAAAACAGAACAGGAUUUAGUCGUUAUUUCUCGAUCCUUGUGCAAAAUAAUUUUUUGACAAAAAAAAAAUUAGAAAAAAAAUCCUGUUCUGAAUGUAAUUUACAAUAAAUUAGCGAAUAUUUAG